Messenger RNA from Indicator indicator, 1655 nucleotides. It is a transcript of the gene BFAR, whose product is annotated as bifunctional apoptosis regulator. The transcript has 8 exons. Bases 179 to 1525 code for a protein of 448 amino acids. Gene Ontology annotation, cellular component: nucleus. The record is from RefSeq and is a predicted model, not a curated record. NCBI's taxonomy places the organism in Eukaryota, Metazoa, Chordata, Aves, Piciformes, Indicatoridae. Gene Ontology annotation, biological process: proteasome-mediated ubiquitin-dependent protein catabolic process. Gene Ontology annotation, molecular function: ubiquitin protein ligase activity; protein binding.
UUCUCUGACUGACCGGUGGAAUGUUUUGUACCCACAGACAUCCUGUUGCCUCUCUGUUCCAGGAGAAUUAGAAGAAUGUUCUUGGGUGCAAACCCUUGUUUUGAUUUCUGCUCUUAAACAGUGUCUUACCUAGUUUGAAGAUUAGAGAGAGCUUUUGGCUUGUAUAAGACAAAAGAAAAUGGAAGAAGAUGAGACUUUACAAAGUGAAGCUGAGAGGGCAAAAGUUGAAACAUGCACUACUCCUGAGGUCGGUCAGCAGGUAUCAGCCAAUGAGUUCCUUUGCCACUGCUGUUACGACAUUCUGGUCAAUCCCACCACUCUGAACUGUGGGCAUAGUUUCUGUAGACAUUGCCUAGCUUUGUGGUGGGUAUCAUCCAAGAAGAAUGAAUGCCCUGAAUGCAGAGAAAAAUGGGAAGGAUUCCCCAAAGUCAACAUCCUCCUCAGGGAUGUUAUUGAAAAGCUAUUUUCUGAUGCCAUUGAACAAAGAAAAGAAGAUAUUCAACAAAACAGUGAUAUAGCACACAGCUUAGCAACCUUCCAAAAAUAUGGGAAUGACCAGAUCCCUACAGUUCCGAACACAGGAAGAAUUAAUCCUCGAGGAGGAGGGUUUUUCUCAGGCGUUCUGACAGCUUUAACUUGUGUAGCAGUAGUUCUACUUGGAUAUCACUGGAGUAGCAGAGAAUUUGAAGAUCUUCUUGUCCACAAGCCUGUUGCUAAAUGGACUUCUGAGGAAGUAAUACGCUGGCUGGAGCAGCUUGGUCCAUGGGCUUCACAUUAUAAAGAAAGAUUUUUACUGGAGAAAGUAAAUGGAAGACUCCUUCUAACACUGACAGAGGAGGAUUUUACAAAAGAACCUUACAGUAUAGAGAACAGUAACCACAGAAAAGCUAUUAUGGAGGAACUGGAAUGUGUGAAAACUUUAGGUGUUAAACCACCACAGAACCUUUGGGAAUAUAAGGCAGUAAAUCCUGGAAAAUCUCUCUUUCUUCUCUAUGCACUGAAAAGUUCUCCAAGACUCAGUAUGUUAUACCUAUAUGUGUUUGAUUAUGCAGAAGCUUUCCUACCUUUCAUCCACACAAUUUGCCCUAUGCAAGAAGACAAAUACGAAGCUAUUGUCCCAAAACUGCUAGACCUUGAAGAUCCUUCUUGGAAACAGUGGAGAGAAUUCAUUAUAAAGUAUUUAUUUUUACCAUACCAGUUGAUAGCUGAAUUUGCUUGGGAUUGGCUGGAUGUGCACUACUGGACAUCAAGAUUUAUAAUUGUGAAUGCUAUGUUGCUAUCUGUCCUGGAAUUAUUCUCAUUUUGGAGGCUCUGGUCAAGAAGAGAAUUGAAGACUAUUCCUCAAAGAAUGUGGAGACAUUUCUGGAAGGUCUCAACUCAGGGUCUUCUUGUUGCAAUUUUUUGGCCUUUUAUUCCUCAGUUUGUGUGCAAUUGUUUGUUUUACUGGGCCUUAUACUUUAAUCCAAUUAUAAACAUUGAUCUUGUGGUUAAAGAAGUGAGGCGUCUAGAGACACAAGUUCAGUGACUGGCUUUGGAACUUUUGAUCUGUUUAACUUCUAAAAAUGGACACCUGAAAUGAGCUUUGCUUUUCUUAUAUAUAUAUGGCAGUGAAAAUGGUGGAUAAUGUUAAUUUUAAAUGUAUAGAAAAGCCUUAA